CCGCUCCGCCCCGGCCGCCGCCGAGGAGCCGGGCGGCGGGGACGGGACGGGACGGGACUGCGGGGCCCAGCCCGGCCCGGCCCCCGGUUGUGUCCCAGCAGCAGGUGCCCGAGAUGCUGAUGUGAUGCUCACUGCUGCUGGCUGUAGUGGGAGCCGUGCUCGUCCACAGGGCUAUGGGGAAACUGCAGAGUAAAAUCAGCUUCAGCACCUCCAAAUAUAGGGCUGAUGGCUCCGUGGAAGGGACAGGACCUGUUCGAGCCGUUCAGCAGCAUGGCCCCACACACACCGAUGCCGUCACUUCUGUGGCUGCUCUCAAACCAGACCUCUGUGUGUCAGGAGGAAGGGAUAAGAGCGUGGCUGUUUGCAGCUGGAGAUCCGGGGCUGCGCUGCGGCGGUUCAUCGGGCACAAGCGGGAGGUCACCAAGGUCACCUCUGCUCUUGACUCAAACAGAGUCUUCAGUGCAUCCCGGGACAAGACGGUGAUGAUGUGGGAGCUUCAUGGGACUUCAGGGCCAAGCCAGCACUUCCCAGGACAUGACCUGGUUGUUACUGGACUGGCUGUGAGCCCGGAUGGCUCCCAGCUGUGCACGGGUUCACGAGACAAUACCAUGUGCAAGUGGGACACAGAGACCGGAGAGUGUCUGGGCAGAACCGCUAUCUCCAGGAAUCUGGUCACACAUCUGUGCUGGGUUCCUGGGGAGCCUUACGUCAUCCAGACCUCAGAGGAUAAAACAAUCAGGAUCUGGGACAGCCGGGAGCUGCAGGUGGCACACACAUUUCCAGCCAAGCGGCACAUUCAGACGUGCUGUGACGUGAGCCAGGACGGGCGGUACUGCCUCAGCAGCAGCAGCGGCUCCGCUGGGGAGGGGGGCGAGGCAACCCUGUGGGACCUACGGCAGACAAGGAACCGAGUGUGCGAGUACAAAGGGCAUUUCCAGACCACAACCUCUUGCGUUUUCCUUCCACGGGACCCAGCUCUCACCCCCAGGAUUGCCACAUCCUCCUAUGACAGCACAGUGAAGGUCUGGGACCAAGACACUAGAGCCUGCCUGGCCACCUUGUGCCUCGAGGGAUCAGGACCACUGGCCUCGCUGGCCGCCUGCGACAGCUCCACGCUGCUUUGUGCCAGUUUUAACUCGGGAAUUCACGUACUCCAGCUGAGUGACUGUGCAGACCUGGUGCUGGCAGAGGUGGCAGUGUUUUGACCACAGUAACCUUUCCAGCAGAGGCUGGCCUGCGAGGGGAUGGGAUUCACUGAGAGCCUCCCCCUGACUGCAAGCACCAGAAGACCUUGCACCUGUGGAGCAGUGAUGUGUGAUCAGUGGGGCAGGGGGAUGUAUUGGUUUCAGUUUGGGGGUGGGGGCAGGAAGGCACUAGAGCUGUCUAGAAGAAAAGCCAGAUCAUGGACGCAUUCAGGCCAAGUUCUUACACCUGAGCAAGCCUCAUGCAUUUUAUUUACAAGACCUCCACGCAGGCUAGCUGCACAUGAUGGGGGUUAAGGGAAGAGGUGAGCUGAGAAGCCAAGGAACAGCACUGAAGGGUGCCAGGGCACGGGGCAGGGAAUGCUUGGCCUCCUUCCCCUUGCUCCAGUUGAGUGGAGCUGAAGACGGUGUGACAGAAACCCCGCACUGGGAUUUAUACCCCAGGAACAACGUGAGUGUAAAUACAGAACAUUCACUGCUGCCUAAAAUUUCAUCCCAAGCCAACUAGAAAGGUGGGAGCCUGCUGGGCGACUGCUGGGACAGGAUUGUCCCAUGAAUGGCAACCUGAUGAGAAACACCCAGGGGGAGGGUUGUCCUGGCUGCGGGGCUGGGAGCCCCCUGCACCGCUGCCAGGCUCAGACAGUCCCUUUAGCUGACACUUUAUGAGUUGCUUAAGAACCAGCUUGAGCACACAUAACUGGGUACCUCUAGGCUUAUACAAGAGGAGACUGCAAUUAAAUAUUUUUCUGUUAGUUGCUGGCCUCUCAUCCCAUAGGAUUUUCCCUGGGAAUAAAUAAGAGCUAGCACCCAGCAUGUAGCAGAUGCCACUAUACUACUUGGAAGGGAGGAGAAAGCCCACAAUACUCUGCUAGAAGUAACUUGUGAGUGGGUUUGGUUUUGUUUUUUUUUUUUUUUUUCCUUAAAACAUGAUCUCCAACUGCACUGCAAGCGUUGAGAACAGAACUGUGUUCACUCCCAAGGAGCACAGACAGCUGCUCUCCAGCUGGCAACAGGGAAAGGAAUGGGUCUUCUCUUUUCUCCUGAAGGUUUUUUACGAUAGCAGACAGAAAUCAAACUGUGUUGUGAAGUACCUGUAAUUUCUCCAUUCCUUAGUCAGACCCAGGGGCUAGCGUGCACAUUCAAAACAUGUUUUGAUUUUCCAGAACACAAAAUUUGCAAAACCUCAAUUUAAAGAAUAAACAACAAAUAAGAAAGCUCCCCACAGUGUAAAUUAGAACAAGACAAUCCAACACUGAAAUAGCCUUAUUCAUAUUAUCCCAGGUGACACACAGCAAAAACUCAACCAGGAGAUGCCUACAUGGAUUUGAAACACCUGGUUCAUGAGAUCACAAGACCUAGCUCAAAGAGCUAGGACAUGAGAAGGUACAUGGAAAAGAAAAAUUUCCCUGGCCUUCAACAUCUACUGUGAGUGCAUACAAAGGGGAUGCUGACCUCCACAUUCAGAGACUACCUUUGCAGAGGCAGGGGAAGCAGGGUACCAUGUUCCUCUAACUCUGACAGCUAGUUUUUCUUUCUUUAAAUGCAAAUCAAGUUUGAAGCCACAGACUCCUGCCAAGGGAUCCUGGAAAAUGGAAGGUAAGAAGGGUAUUGACAGAGGCUGAACACCACACCAAAGACGAGGUGUUGUGUGGCUACCUACAAGUGUUUGAAACAGACUGGAGAAAAUCUGGGAGCCUAACUUGGAAGGGAAGGUGGAUGCAGAUGGAUCAUCUCCAAAUUACAGCAGACAGCAGUAUCUGCAGUAUAAAAACAGUCCUAAGAAGUGGAAAAACAUCACCCAAGAUUUGACUCCAGCUAAGCCCUGGCAAACUCAGGUGCUUCAAAACCACCUCAACCCAAGACCAGCCAGUGACUACAGCUGCCAUAAUGCAUGUUGCAGUAGCCGAUUCCUUUUUUUCUUUAAUAUAAAAAAAGCAAGUCUUAGUUCAAAGCCCUUAACGUCUCUGUUCCAGUUCAUCAGCAGCACCUCUGAGCUACUCCGCUGUCCACAACUUGAAGGUUCUGUCAUAGGAGCAGGUCGCUAUCAGCUGGCCGUCAAGGGAGAUAUCCAGUCCCAUCACCUUUCCCUCGUGACCAGCCAGCGUUUUCAAAGGGGACCAGCCGGGGUGAGUCCAGAUCUUCGCGGUGUUGUCGUAAGCACCCGUGAGCAGGAAGUUACCAUGAUUGGCUGCAGUAGAGGAUGAGAAAAAAGGGAGAAGUGAGAUUUGCAAAUAAAACCAUGACAGAUCUUCUA
Harpia harpyja (harpy eagle) is the source of this 3456-nucleotide messenger RNA. It is a transcript of the gene WDR31, whose product is annotated as WD repeat domain 31. Bases 174 to 1205 code for a protein of 343 amino acids. The record is from RefSeq and is a predicted model, not a curated record. Gene Ontology annotation, molecular function: protein binding. The transcript has 10 exons. NCBI's taxonomy places the organism in Eukaryota, Metazoa, Chordata, Aves, Accipitriformes, Accipitridae.